GCCAGGCUGUGCCGGCCCACUUGGCCAGGUCUGCUCGGGAGUUAAAAACCCACUCUCUCCCCAAGCCCUAAGGCUCCACGCUCCCCCUCCCCGCCGCCUCCGCACUCUGCCGCCGCAGCCGCAGCCGCAGCCGCAGCCAUGGGCGCGUACAAGUUCGUGUCGGAGCUAUGGAGGAGGAAGCAGUCGGACGUGAUGAGGUUCGUGCAGCGCGUGCGUUGCUGGGAGUACAGGCAGCAGCCGGCCAUCGUGCGCAUCACCAGGCCCACCCGCCCCGACAGGGCUCGCCGUCUCGGCUUCAAGGCCAAGCAGGGGUAUGUGGUCUACCGUAUCCGUGUCAGGCGUGGUGGCAGGAAGAGGCCAGUGCCCAAGGGUAUUGUCUAUGGUAAGCCCAAGCACCAGGGUAUUACCCAGCUCAAGUUCCAGAGGAACAAGAGGUCUGUUGCUGAAGAAAGAGCUGGGCGCAGGCUGGGUGGUCUUCGUGUGCUCAACUCCUACUGGGUGAAUGAGGACUCUACCUACAAGUACUUUGAGGUCAUCCUUGUUGAUGUUGCUCACAGUGCUGUCCGCAAUGACCCAAGGAUCAACUGGCUCUGCAAGCCCGUGCACAAGCACCGUGAGCUUCGUGGCCUAACGUCGGCCGGAAAGAAGUUCCGUGGUCUGCGUGGCAAGGGCCACCGCCACCACAAGAACAGGCCCUCAAGGAGAGCCACCUGGAAGCGCAACCAGACCGUCUCCCUCCGCCGCUACCGUUAAACUGCCCUAUGCACACCUUGAUAGUAUUUGUCUGAGCCAUCAGAUUUUGCUACCUUUGUAUGGAGACUCCUUGAAGCUCGUGCUUAGAACCUUUAUGUCGACGCAUAUCUGUUGAACUAUUUGCUAUUUGCCUGUGUUACCAGAACAACGAAUGGGUUAGUAAUCGUAUGCUCUGUGCUAUGCUGUCAUAUGUUUGGUCGUUCACCUUAUAAUGUUAUGGUGUUUUUCAUCUCUUUA
Molecule: messenger RNA, 990 nt
Organism: Triticum aestivum (bread wheat)
Lineage: Eukaryota; Viridiplantae; Streptophyta; Magnoliopsida; Poales; Poaceae
Product: 60S ribosomal protein L15-2
Exons: 4
Coding region: 139-753 (204 amino acids)
Biological process (GO): cytoplasmic translation
Cellular component (GO): ribosome; cytosolic large ribosomal subunit
Molecular function (GO): structural constituent of ribosome; RNA binding
Source: RefSeq, a predicted model, not a curated record